Glycine soja is the source of this 2702-nucleotide messenger RNA. Its product is annotated as G-type lectin S-receptor-like serine/threonine-protein kinase At4g27290. The record is from RefSeq and is a predicted model, not a curated record. Gene Ontology annotation, biological process: protein phosphorylation; recognition of pollen. NCBI's taxonomy places the organism in Eukaryota, Viridiplantae, Streptophyta, Magnoliopsida, Fabales, Fabaceae. The transcript has 7 exons. Bases 117 to 2582 code for a protein of 821 amino acids. Gene Ontology annotation, molecular function: ATP binding; protein serine/threonine kinase activity.
GCCAUGCCAGGUGGCGCAAAAGAAAAGAAACCAAGUCAACCCUCAAUGAACACAGCUGUAGUGUCACAUAUUCACUCUGUUCUUGUUCUGGACAAUUUUGUAGCGUGUGCAGAGAAAUGGCCAUUCCUCUUGUAAUCCUACUUAUUUGCAAGCUAUUAUCACUCUUCUCUCAAAUCUGCUACGCAACGACGGACACCAUCACCAAGGGUCAGCCACUCCCUGAUGAUGGCAACACCUUGCUUUCCAAGGACGGAACCUUUGAGUUGGGUUUCUUCAACCCCGGGAGUUCAAAUAACCGCUAUGUCGGAAUUUGGUACAAAAACAUUGUGGUCAAAACAGUGGUUUGGAUCGCCAACCGUGACAACCCAAUCAGAAACAACUCAAGCAAGUUGGUCAUAAGCCAAGACGGAAACCUCGUUCUUCUUAGCCAGAACGAGUCUCUUAUUUGGACAACAAAUGCAUCAUCAUCAGAAGUUUCGAGUUCGAGUCCAAUUGUGCAGCUCUUGGAUACUGGAAACUUGGUAAUUAAAGAUGGUAAUGACAAAGAGAGUGUUUUUCUGUGGCAAAGCUUUGACUAUCCUUGUGACACACUAUUGCCAGGAAUGAAGUUUGGGUGGGACUUGAGAACUGGGCUUAACCGGCGUCUUACUUCUUGGAAAAGCUGGGAUGAUCCAUCUUCAGGGGACUUUACUUGGGGGGUGGAAAUAGGAAGCAAUCCUGACAUUGUGAUGUGGAAGGGUAACGUUGAGUACUUUAGGACGGGGCCUUAUACUGGGAACAUGUUCAGUGGAGUAUAUGGGCCCAGGAAUAACCCACUUUAUGAUUACAAGUUCGUCAAUAACAAAGACGAAGUGUAUUACCAAUACACCCUCAAGAAUAGUUCGGUGAUUACUAUGAUUGUUAUGAACCAAACACUUUAUCUUCGUCACCGCCUUACAUGGAUUCCCGAGGCCAAAUCUUGGACUGUUUACCAAUCAUUGCCACGAGAUAGUUGCGACGUUUACAACACUUGUGGUCCCAAUGGAAAUUGCAUCAUUGCUGGGUCUCCAAUUUGCCAGUGCUUAGAUGGGUUCGAGCCGAAAUCGCCCCAACAAUGGAACGUGAUGGAUUGGAGGCAAGGGUGUGUGCGCAGUGAAGAGUGGAGUUGUGGGGUAAAAAAUAAAGAUGGUUUUCGGAGAUUUGCUAGCAUGAAAUUGCCAAACACUACGUUUUCUUGGGUUAAUGAAAGUAUGACACUUGAGGAGUGCAGGGCAAAAUGUUUGGAAAAUUGUUCGUGCAAGGCCUAUUCAAACUUGGACACGAGGGGAGGAGGUAAUGGGUGUUCCAUUUGGGUUGGUGACCUAGUUGAUUUAAGAGUUAUAGAAAGUGGGCAAGAUUUGUAUGUUCGAAUGGCCACUUCGGACAUGGAUGGUAAACACGAGCAUCGGAGAAAGGUAGUCUUGGUGGUUUCAACUAUAGCAUCGUUGGUGCUUGUGAUGCUAGUAGCAUUCUGCAUUUACAUGAUCAAAAAAAUAUAUAAAGGGAAAACAAAAACAAGAAUGUCAAGAGAGGAUAAAGACGAAGGCAGACAAGAAGAUUUGGAGCUUCCUUUCUUUGAUCUUGCUACAAUAGUUAAUGCCACUAAUAAUUUUUCAAUCGAAAAUAAGCUAGGUGAAGGUGGUUUUGGUCCUGUAUACAAGGGUACAUUAGUAAAUGGACAAGAAAUUGCAAUCAAAAGGCUUUCACGAAGUUCAGGACAAGGAUUGAAAGAAUUUAGAAAUGAAGUUAUAUUGUGUGCCAAAUUACAACACCGAAAUCUUGUCAAGGUUUUGGGCUAUUGCAUUCAAGGAGAGGAGAAAAUGUUACUUUAUGAAUACAUGCCCAACAAAAGUCUCGAUUUAUUUCUUUUUGAUUCGGAGCAAAGUAAAUUCUUAAAUUGGCCAGUGCGCUUUAACAUUUUGAAUGCGAUUGCUCGGGGACUUCUUUAUCUCCAUCAGGAUUCUAGAUUAAGGAUCAUACACAGAGAUCUAAAGGCAAGUAAUAUUUUAUUAGACAAUAAUAUGAAUCCAAAAAUUUCAGAUUUUGGCCUUGCAAGAAUGUGUGGAAGUGAUCAAGUUGAAGGGAGUACAAGCAUCAUAGUUGGGACACACGGUUACAUGGCACCUGAAUAUGCCAUUGAUGGAUUAUUCUCUACAAAAUCAGAUGUGUUCAGCUUUGGAGUUUUAUUGCUAGAAAUUAUUAGUGGAAAGAAAAACAGAGCAUUUACCUACCAAGACAACGAUCAUAAUCUUAUUGAUCAUGCAUGGAGACUGUGGAAAGAGGGUACUCCAGAGCGAUUGACUGAUGCACAUUUGGCAAACUCAUGUAAUAUAUCUGAAGUCAUACGGUGCAUUCAAAUUAGUCUUCUGUGUCUACAACAUCAUCCAGAUGAUAGGCCAAACAUGACAUCAGUUGUUGUGAUGUUGACCAGUGAAAAUGCUUUACACGAACCUAAGGAACCUGGUUUUUUAAUUAGAAGAGUUUCAAACGAAGGAGAACAAUCUUCUAAUAGGCAGACAUCUUCAUUCAAUGAAGUAUCUAUCUCACUUUUAAAUGCUAGAUAAAAAAUUAUCUUCUUUCUAAUUUUUAUUAAAUUAUGUACUUGAUACUUGGAGUUUGGAAUGUUGGUUAUGCUAAAAUAUGAAUAUAUUUUUGUUUUUAAACAAAUGUAUUGGCAAAUUUAG